AUGAUGGAAAAAUUUGGAUUCCACAAAGUAAGCAAUAGCCCCACUUCCCCAGGACAAGCAAAGAUUACACACAACAUUUCAGAUCGCCCCCAUCAUCCUCCCCGCCACGAACCGGUGGAAACGCUCAGGAAACAAUUACGAGUUAGCAAUGCGCCUGGCAAUGAUGUCGUAGUUGCGAAUUGCGUGGCAGUGAAUCCAGCAGACUUUGCUCAUGUUCCAGAUAGAACCCCUAUUAUUUUGGAUGGAGUAUUCGUGUACUCCAUAGCCAAGGAUGACCGUAUGAAACCUGGCCACAUUGGAUUGGCUGGAAACAUGAGAUCAUGGGGAAAGUAUUCAUUUGAUCAAAUUGUUCACGCGGAGACCUAUGAUAUUUUCCAAUCCGGACAGCAACAACAAUACCUUGGUGCUAUUGAUCUACUGAUUGAUUUUGUUAAGGCAAAAUCCAAUUCAUCUCCGUUGAACCACGAUGAUUUGGUGAACAUUUUCCACCAAAAGUAUGAAAAUCAGAUUUUGCAACCCACGCAAGUGAUUUACAUGGAUUUUCACAAUGUCUACUACUCAGUCAAAGUGGAACAAGUUCAAAUCAUUGAUGUAAACACGAAAGAUAAUUUACCAAGUUUCAAAGAUUCCAACGAUAUCAAAACUAAAGGGAUAUUUAUCAAAUCAACUGAUGUUGUCUUUUACCCUUACGAUGGAUCAAAAAUUAAUAUAUCCAAAAGCAAGAGUUUGAAGUCGAGAAUCUUUGGAGGCAACGGUGCCCAAGAGUCUCGUCGUCACACUAGGAAGCAAAUCAUCAACCCUGAUUUCAAGUUGGAAGAUUUGGGCAUCGGUGGGUUGGACUCUGAGUUUCAGGAUAUUUUCCGUCGUGCGUUCAACUCGAGAAUAUUGCCACCAGAAAUUGCCGAGAAAUUGGACUACAAACACUGUAAAGGGUUGUUGUUGUACGGACCCCCUGGUACUGGUAAGACCUUGAUAGCUCGUAAGUUGUCCAAGAUGUUGAAUGGUAAAGAGCCAAAGAUUGUGAAUGGUCCCGAAAUGUUGAGCAAGUAUGUUGGUGCUUCGGAAGAAAACAUUCGUAACUUGUUCAAGGAUGCUGAAGCUGAGUAUAAACUUAAAGGUGAGGAUUCAGAUUUGCAUGUUAUCAUUUUUGACGAAUUGGAUUCGGUAUUCAAACAAAGAGGGUCAGGAAAAAGCGAUGGAACAGGUGUUGGUGACAACGUUGUGAACCAGUUGUUAUCGAAAAUGGACGGUGUUGAUCAGUUGAACAAUAUCCUCGUCAUUGGUAUGACGAAUAGACUAGACUUGAUUGAUACGGCAUUGUUGAGGCCAGGUAGAUUUGAAAUCCAGAUUGAAAUUGCCUUGCCUGAUGAGAAAGGUAGAAAGGAUAUCUUUUUGAUUCACACAAAGAAAUUGAGAGAGAAUGGAUUGUUGACCUCUGAUGUCAACUUUGACGAAUUGAGCAUCUUGACAAAGAAUUUUACCGGUGCUGAAAUUGAAGGUCUUUGUAAUUCCGCCAAGUCUUAUGCUGUUUCUCGUCACACCAAAAAGGGAUCUUUAGCUCAAAUUGACCCUGAAUCUAUUGCAAACAUGCACAUCACCAGAAACGAUUUCCUUUUAGCUUUGAAUGAUAUCCGUCCAGCUUUUGGUACUGAUGAAGAGGAUCUUGCUCAACAAGCACAACACGGUAUAAUUCAAUUUAACCAAACAAUUACAAACAUUUUUGAAAAGGGCCAAUCAAUUAUUGACGUUGUUAGAUCAAGCGAAUCUGAAACAUUAAGAAGUCUCUUGUUGUAUGGACCACCUGGUGUUGGGAAAACUGCCAUUGCCACUACAUUAGCUUUGAACAGUGAUUUCCCUUUUAUUAAGAUGUUGUCUGCUGAGACUUUAGUUGGUAUGGGCGAGGCCAGGAAAAUCCAGGAAAUCGACAAUGUAUUUAGAGACGUUCACAAGUCCCCUUUGAAUGUUUUGGUUAUCGACAAGAUUGAGAAUAUUAUAAACUAUAACCCCAUUGGACCUAGAUUUUCCAAUGAUAUCUUGCAAGUUUUGAAUGUGUACUUGACCAAGAAGCCACCAAGAGGUAGAAGGUUGUUGAUUAUUGGGACUACUUCCCAAUACUCUGUAUUGAAGCAUAUGAAUCUUGUUGAUAGUUUCAAUGAUGCUAUUGCUGUACCUCCUAUCAAGUCGAUUGGCGAAGUUGGUAAAGUUUUGGACAAGUUGGGUUUCAUGUCGCCAGAUGAGAGAAGAGAGAUUUUAGGUCAGCUUGAACAAUAUGAAAUCAACAUUGGCGUAAAGAGUUUGAUCGAUGUAUUGAUGGUCAGUAAGUAUGCAAGAGAUAGCGUUGAUGAAGUUGUUAGUAAUAUCGUUGAGAAAAUGAAUGGUUAG
Lodderomyces theae is the source of this 2382-nucleotide messenger RNA. RefSeq names its product AAA family ATPase (gene SEC18). Gene Ontology annotation, cellular component: Golgi stack. Gene Ontology annotation, biological process: SNARE complex disassembly; Golgi to plasma membrane protein transport; intra-Golgi vesicle-mediated transport. The transcript has a single exon. Bases 1 to 2382 code for a protein of 793 amino acids. The record is from RefSeq and is a predicted model, not a curated record. Gene Ontology annotation, molecular function: ATP binding; ATP hydrolysis activity. Lineage: Eukaryota; Fungi; Ascomycota; Pichiomycetes; Serinales; Debaryomycetaceae.